AUGGCCCUAAAUGAUGGGAGCGACAAUCAAACAGCUGAUAAAUUUGCUUACAUUUUGUGGGAGAAUCGCCAUAAUAAUGGUUUCAAAACCAAGGUCAAUGAAGAUCUUGAGGAAGGAGAAAUAUAUGAAGAAAUUGAUACUGAACAUUUUGAAUCAACUGAACAAAAUACAAAAAUUCGAGUAACUAAUGAUAAUCUUCUUAUAGAAAGUUUGAAAGAAAAACAUUCCGAACCUCCAUUGGAAGUGAGGUCUCAUGACAUGUUUCAUCAGAAAACGAUACAUGAUCCUUUACCUACGACCUCAAAAUUUAAUAACAGUAGGCCUGGACAGAACUGGACUGCAAGAAAUAAAAGGACUAUAAUCAAACAAGAUGUUGAAGAUCAAAUAGAUAAUGAUAAGCUUUGGUAUAAAAAAAGUAGAUUUGAUGACGGCGAUCAAAAUGGGUUAUUUAAUAGAGAAAUACAUUAUGAUACACCAAUAGAACCAAUGGAAGCUGGCAAUUAUGAAGAAAUGUCAAAUUCAAGUGGAAACAAUAAUCCCAAUAUUUCAAACUUUGAGUCAUUUCCACAAAAAUUUGAAAAUGAAGAAGAAUUUUGCUCUUUUAAGAAAUGUAAUAGUAGAGAAAGAAAAUUAUAUGGCUUCAAUAUGGAUAGAAGUAGCAGAAGUAAAAAUAUAAAUCAAUGGAUGAUCACUGGUUCUGACAUGAAAAAUGAACAAUCUCAUUUCAGAAAAAAAAUAUGUAAAUAUUUUCUUAGAGGAAAAUGUUUAAAGGAAGAUAAUUGUACCUAUGCUCAUAAAAAACCAAAUGAUCACCAAAUGAAGCUCUGCAAAUAUUAUUUAUCGAGUUAUUGUAUUAAAGAUAAUAAGUGUCCAUUUAUGCAUAGUGAUUUUCCCUGUAAAUAUUAUCAUACUGGUGUCAAGUGUUAUUCAGGAAAAAAUUGUCGAUUAAGCCAUGCGAAGAUUGAUGAUGAUAAAAAAAACAAAUAUGAAGAGACACAAAUACAUUUAACAAAAAAUAAUGAUAUUAAAAUUCCAUCAAUUAUAGAAAAGCAAAUACCUAUACUUCCUAAAUCAAAAAGCACUGAAAAAAGCUCAGAUGAAUAUUUAAAGGAUAAUCAUAACAACAAUAAUAUUCAUACACCAAUGUUGCAAAUACCUACACAAGAAGAGCCUGUUGUUGAUAAUACUUUGAAAUAUCAAAAAUACGAAUACAAUGAUAAAAAUAAAACAGGAAAACAAGAAAAUCAAUAUAGAGAGGAACAAAACAAAGAAAGACAGAAAGAGACAAAUGAAGAAAAAAACAGACCAUAUAUAGAUGAAUUGUUCAUGCAAAAUAUAUUUCAUCCUUCAUUUGAUGAUCUAUAUGAUGAUAACGAAGGAAACGAUCUUGUUAUUGAUGAGGGAAAAUCUGAAAAUGAUGACAAUUCUCAAUUUGAAUUGCUGCCAGAUAAACAAAAACAGCUUUUCAAUCGAAUUCAAAGCCAUCAAAAAAAGUAUAAUGAAAUAGAUAUGAGUGAAGACAGUUUUACUCAAGAAAAACAUUAUUCAAGUGAUAUUUCAGAAUAUUCAGUUUCUAAUUCUAUGAAUAAUGCAUUGAAUAUUUUACAAAAUGAAAAAGAACUGUCACCACAAUGGUCUUCCCCUAAGUCAAAUUCAUCAAAAGUGGAAGAUGUUCAUCGUUAUGAAGCCAAUAGCCAUGUUUUGGCUAAGCUCCCGAGUAUAAAACCACUUGUUAAUAUAUCAACUAUAGAAAUUCAACCUUAUCCAUUAGAAAUGCCUAAUGAUUUCRAAAUAACUAUACAAGAUGAAAUAAAUAGCGUUAAAGAAUUUCCAAUUAGUCCUAAGUAUAGAUAUAGUUGUGCCAUAGAAUUGGGUAAAGAAGAUAUAGAUUUAAGACAACUAACAUAUACAUUUCCCAUUACAACAGCUACUGAGAUAAACGCUUCUAUUGAUAAUCAUCUGCCAAUGAAGUAUCAUAUGAUACCAAUUGAAGUUCCUGUACUUGACUACUCUAAAAUUACACCUAUGAUCAGAAUUGACGAUCCACGGCAUAGACAUGGUAUAAAAGCAGCAAGAAAUCUUACGUUUAUUCAAAAUAGCCCUGCAAUUGUUAGUGCAACUACUGUCAGAUCAUCAGUGACACCCCAAGAAAUUGUUUCCAGAGAUCCUAGAAAACAACAUACAGACAUUAAUACUUUCACAUCAGCUAUUCAUGCUCCACUUUUACAAACACCAUACCCAUAUCAAUCAUCUACGGACAUCGACAUGAGAUGUAUUUUACCACAAAUUAUGGCUAUGACAAAUAAUCCAAGCAGGGAACCAAUGAUUUUUGGUGAGCCUAGUAAUGCUAUAUAA
This is a messenger RNA of Diuraphis noxia (Russian wheat aphid), 2355 nucleotides long. RefSeq lists its product as uncharacterized. Lineage: Eukaryota; Metazoa; Arthropoda; Insecta; Hemiptera; Aphididae. The record is from RefSeq and is a predicted model, not a curated record.